This is a messenger RNA of Lates calcarifer (barramundi perch), 6382 nucleotides long. RefSeq names its product anthrax toxin receptor 1. The coding region runs from base 3059 to 4948 and encodes 629 amino acids. NCBI's taxonomy places the organism in Eukaryota, Metazoa, Chordata, Actinopteri, Centropomidae. Gene Ontology annotation, molecular function: signaling receptor activity. Gene Ontology annotation, cellular component: membrane. The record is from RefSeq and is a predicted model, not a curated record. The transcript has 21 exons.
UACAAACAUUUUGUCCCAGUUUACUGGAAGUUACAGAGAGACCGCCCCUCUGUCUUGUUUGAGUCCAGAGGUUUCUGUUAAGCUCAGGCAGACUUCCUGCUCUGAGUUGACCAUCAUUCAAAUCCAAUAAGUCUGAUAUUACCAUGAAACUCUUGGCUUGGGUUUUGUUGCAUUGUGCUCUGCCUUCAGUGACACAACAGUACUUCAACAUCAUGAAUCCAGAGGGGACACAUUGUAUGGAUAAUGUGGAAAAGACAUGGCAUGCUGUAGGAUCCAAAUGGAGAAACAGUUUAUGUAUGGACUGUUCUUGCAACGGAUGUUGUCCUGCGUAUUCCACCCCCUUCAGGAUUCCUAAUGACUGUGUGACAGUGUUUGACCCAGAAAAAUGUGAUUACAUAGUACACAAGAAGGACAACCCAUCUGUACUUUGCCCAAUUUAUUCUGCAGGAAGGGCAUGUUAGAGUGAUUGUUUUGAAAGACAUAAGGGAUGUUCUUAUUUUUUGAAAUGGUGGUUGUGAGGCAGACAUGCAGCUGUGAUCCCUCACUGGCUUCCCACCAGCAAACACUCUUGUUUUGGUUGGAACCAGUUCGAAUAAAUGAGCAAGCAGAAGGCACAGCAGCUGGAGAUAUAUCUCUGUUAUGAAUAAAAUUUCAAAUAAAAUGUGUAAAUUUGUUCAUGAAUUCUCUCUUUUUUUGCUGUUUCCACAAUAUUUUUCCACAAUAGCACAACAAAUUGAAUUCAGAUUUACAUGUAUCAAGUUUAGGACCAAUUUGUGUCCUAAAUAAGCUUUGUUGACUAGCUUCUUUAAACAAACCACAAGUUGCAGUAAUUCUACUUAUUUGUGAUUGUUUCACAGUGCAUUUUCACCGUUAUUGCUUGCUGGCUGUUUGUACUGUUUUGUACUUUUGGAGAAAAUAAUGUAUGUAAAUUUACAGUGUAGCUUUAUUUAAUCUAGUUUUAGUUAUAAACCCAUAAUGCUUUUUGUUUCUUUUUCUUGUGAAGAAAUUCUUGGAUUUAGAUUGGCUGUUUUAUGCUCUGCCUUCAGUCUCACAGACUCAGUGCCUUGGCACUACUUAAAAAGUAAUGAAAAUAGUAUAACCCUUCCACACAUGCAAAAUGGUCAUGCAAAAUGGUCAGAGCAUCAGUAUGUAGAGGAAAGACCCCUUCAGUUUCUUCCAAUUACUUUAUCCAGUUUCUCAGAGGGAAAAUUUCAUGGGAAACUCCAUCUACCAGCGAUAGUGACAAUUCCAAACAAACAUUCCCUGAUUUCCCGGUAAGAGUUGAUACUAAGUUAAUCUGUAGCACACAGUUCUUGAGAAGGGUCUGUGUGAUUUCAUUGUUAUUCACAUCAUUUUCCCCAAAUGUUGUUGGUUUUACUGUCCUCAACAGUAAAUGAACAUAUAGCACUUUCAUAAUUAAGUGUCAUUUGCCAAAUUCAUUUAUGUCACUGCUCUCUGGAUCUUUAUUAAAACCUGUAUUCCACAUGUUGUAUUUGCAUAUUUACUGCUGAAUAUUUCUCAUAUUUCCCUCUGAUGAUUUAUUCUGGUUAUUUGAAUGUAUUGGUUCAUUUAUUUAUUUUUCUUAAUCCACAGAACAAUUUCCAGUUUGCUUGUUUGUUGCAUGUUACAAAUGUGAGAGGGAGCUCUUCUGAUGAGCUGUAACCUGUAGAGUACUGCAAAACUUUAUUUUUAUCGUAAGUAAAUGUGACAUUCUGGAUAAAAUUGUUUGCGUCAAAUCCUCUGCUGUUCCUCUGAGAACCAGCUGCACUUUAAGCAAAGAUGGUACUAUAUUGUGAGCAUGACAUUAGAUAUCAAUAAUGUUACACUUGUAGUGAUUCUUUCAAACCAUAUUUUACUUCAUAUACAUGUUAUCAUUUUACAUGUACAAGGGAAGUGAUGUCAAUAUUCUCUCUCAAUUGAUGAUGGAUUGAUUCUGGUCUAUCACUAUCAUCAUAUAACUUUCCAAAAUUAGAAAUGAUUUUUUGAUCUAUGCACUCAUUCUUUAUUUACCAAUAUACAUAAAAGGAACUAUAUCAGCUCUACCAGAACAUAAAUUUUGUUUACACAAUAAUUGAACUAGACAGCACUAACAGCUGAAUGAUAAUUGUGCUGAUUUAACUCAUGCAAAUUCCUCAUUAAUGGAUUGUCUCAACAUGUGAAAACAAACAAUAUGCUGUUGAUGAUAAAUAAACUGAAUAAACCAUUUUAUUGCCAAGAAUAAACAGAUAAGAUAGUCCUCUGUCCUCUUUCAACUGACAGUAACUUCCUGCAUGUGCAUACCAUUGGCAGGAUUGGGUUACUACGUCUGUCAGUUGGAACUGCCCAACUAAAUGAAUUACAGACGUGACAAAAAGAUACACUAUUCAUCUGCUCUCUGUGUUUCCAAAUUUCACUUAUCAGUGACUGUACAUAGGCGAGUCAACACCUCUUUGAUGCAAUUUCUCCCAAAACUGAAGCUUCAUUUCCAGACAAGUAGAUCAUACACGGUUUCCCAGUAUAACCAAUACUCGUGGGUCAUUGAUUUUGUGUUUGUCAUGGUCCACUGGUGUAAAAGCAGCAACCAGCUGCUUAUCGCCACUAGGUGGCAGGACAAACCAGUGGAUUCUGGUGUUUCCACUGUAUUGUCUUCAUCACUUCUUCAUCUCUCUCUCUCGCUCUCCCUCUCUCUCUCGCUCGAAAAUGCAAGGAGACUUUUGCAAAGACUCUUUAAGAGUUAGACAUCCAGGGUCUGGGGAUCUCUCCGUUGCAUGGCUUUAUCAUUAACAAAGAGCAGCAAGAGUGGGAGGGUUGUGGAGCUCUUCUCAUCUUUGAGAUGCAUGCUGCGUUGGACCCAGUGAUGAGAGGGUCCCAUCAACAACAAUAGCAGUGAGACCCACAACACUUAUGCUUUCUCUCUCCACUGCACUUCAGCCUUUGAGUUACACUCACUGCUUUCCUUUGGAUUAUUGCUUUUUUCCAAUGGUGAAGACGCCCGUGGAGUAUUGAAAGAAGAACCUGCAAAGAGGAUUAACUUCAUUUUUAAAAAAUCGAACGUGGUUUUAUUCAUCAUCUCAUCUGUAUGAGAUUUUCCACAGCUGGAAUAAUGCCUUCGUGCUGGUGUAGAAAUUCCUUCUUUCCAGUGGUGUUUGGUGCUGCGCUGGUUGUUCUGACUGCCGGUAAUGCUGGACCGAACCAGGACAGAAGGCAGGCUGGGUCGUCCUCGUGCUUUGGAGGCUUUGAUCUCUACUUUGUUUUGGACAAAUCUGGGAGUGUGCAGAAUCACUGGACUGAAAUCUACCACUUUGUUGAACAUCUAGCUCAUAAAUUCAUAAGUCCACAGUUGCGGAUGUCGUUCAUUGUGUUCUCAACUGAGGGAAGGAUCUUAAUGAGCCUGACAGAAGACAGGGAACGCAUUCGCAAAGGUCUGGAGGAGCUUCAGAGGGUUCUUCCAGGGGGAGACACCUUCAUGCACGAAGGCAUCCUGAGGGCGAGUGAACAGAUAUACUAUGGGAACACUGAAGGUUAUCGCACUGCCAGUGUUAUCAUAGCUCUGACAGAUGGAGAGCUGCACGAGGAUCUUUUCUACUACGCUGAAAGAGAGGCCAACCGUUCCCGAAGCCUGGGUGCCACAGUUUACUGUGUGGGGGUGAAGGACUUCAAUGAGACACAGCUGGCAAAGAUUGCUGAUAGCAAGGAUCAUGUCUUCCCUGUGAAUGAUGGAUUUGAGGCUUUGCAAGGGGUCAUUGAUUCGAUCCUGAAGAAGUCAUGUAUCGAGAUCCUGGCAGCAGAACCCUCUAGUAUCUGCGCAGGAGAAUCCUUUCAGGUGGUGGUGAGAGGAAAUGGAUUCCUCCAUGCCCGAAAUGUUGAUAAAGUCCUGUGCAGCUUUCGAAUCAACGACACCCUCACUAAAAUGGUGAAGCCUUUGAUUGUGGAAGAUACAUAUCUUCUCUGCCCUGCACCAGUGCUUCAAGAUGAGGGAAUGGCAGCAAACCUUUAUGUCAGUAUGAACGAAGGACUCAGUUUCAUCUCCAGUUCAGUCACCAUUACCACUGUGGGCUGUUCUGAUGGGACCAUCCUGGCUAUAGCCCUGCUCAUCCUGAUGCUGCUCCUGGUCUUGGCCCUUCUCUGGUGGUUCUGGCCUCUCUGCUGCACUGUGAUCAUCCAUGAACCCCCACCGCCAGUUGUGGAGGAGAGUUCGGAUGACGAGGAUUUUGAAGCACCUAAGAAGAAAUGGCCGACUGUAGAUGCCUCCUACUAUGGAGGAAGGGGAGUUGGGGGAAUCAAAAGGAUGGAGGUUCGCUGGGGUGAGAAAGGCUCUACAGAAGAAGGAGCAAAGCUGGAAAAGGCCAAAAAUGCCAAAGUGAAGAUGCCUGAGCAGGAGUAUGUGCCACCCCCCACACGGGUUCUCAACAAUGGCAUGCACAAACCCCCCGGGCCACGCAAGUGGUACUCACCAAUCAAGAGCAAACUGGAUGCAUUGUGGGUACUUUUAAGGAAAGGCUAUGACCGUGUAUCUGUAAUGAGACCUCAUCCAGGUGACAAGGGCAGAUGCAUGAACUUCACCCGCAUUAAGUCUCCCUCUCCUCGCUACCCACACUACAACCACCAUCCAUCUCCCAUCUACAACCCCUCUAGCAAGAGUCCACCUCCACCGCAGGGUAUCCUCCCACCAACCCCCAGCAGCCUUCCUUCAUCUCCGUCUUUCUCCUCCUCCACCUCUCCACCACUGCCUCCCACGCCUCCUCCCACCUCCACCACUCCCUCCCCUCCCAUCACUCCUCCCCCUUACACGCCACCGCCCAACAGGGCUCUUCCUCCAACUACUCUGCACAUACCUACCCCGCCAGCGCUCCCACCCACCCCUCCACCCUCCACCUCCCCAACUGGCUCCCUGCCUCCUCCUCCACAGGGGCCUCCUCCCGGGCGAGCCCCUCCACCUGCACGCCCACCGCCUCGCCCUAGUCUGUAAAGCUCUGGCAGGAGACAGAGAGAGAGUCCCACAAGUUUGGAAAAAUAGGCAACACGGAGUCCCACCAGCGAUCAGCACAUGACCAUCCUUGAUUGUACCUGCAAGCAAGGACAUGUGAGCGCCUUGUGCCACGCUUAGCGGGCUGUGGCCUUUCUGCCUUGUGAAGAGGAGAAGUGAGGACUUGUUUUCAGCUAUUUGUCUACAGUGACUUUUGUACACAUCUAGCCCAACAGUGCAAUUGCUCUGAUGCUUGAAUUACACAGACGUUCCCUGUAAAUGAGGUCAUUCAGGCCAGCUCAAAAACAUUUGCCUCUGUGAUCCUCUGAGCUGCCUCAGGCCCCAAUGUCCCCUCCAUGAGCACACAAGAUUGGAUGAAUCCUAACCAGCUCUGUACAUUGGCCCUCAACAAGGACCUAAGUCAUGUUCAGAAUGAUCAUAACACUAAAAUAUGUGCCUAUGUACAUUCCUAUCUUUCCUGAUAACCGAUAAAAGAUGAUUAGAGGGAUCCGAAACAUCCUGUUUUUUGUAUUCUUGAAUGUUGGGCAAUUGCAUGCAGUAGUGUUUGAAUUAUUUGUACUUUUUUGUUGAAUAGACCACAUUUCCUGAGUUGAAUUUUUUUUUGCGGUUAGAAAAACAAUCAUUGCUCAUAAACACAUGUACAAUAAGCAUACUGAACGGCAACGCAACAUAUCUGAACUUGCUCUUGCAAUUUUUGACGUCCACACCGUAUUAAACCAGCCUAAUGUGACUCAUAGCUGGCCUAUUUUUUGUGCACAUCAGAGUAAACGACAAACCAGGAUUUAGACACCAAACUAGUCCUGUUUGCUACAACCAAGAUGACUGCAAUCAUUGCUACAGCUGCGUAUGCUCUAUCUAUCAAGAUGUGGACAAAAAUACGUCAGAAUCAGGGAAAAAGCUUUGCACAUCGUCUCGCUCAUCCAGCCAUGGCCUCUUGCGAAAGCUGGGUUUUAUGUAAAUAAUCAUUUUGAUAUAACCAUGUGUGCUCAGAUAUCUGUGUAUGCAUGUGUGUGUGCGUGUGUGUGUGUUGAAAAGAAAGAGAGAAAGAGGGACUAGUGUACUAUAUGUAUUCGUGACAGCCAGUCCCUAAGUAGACUAACCUGAGUCAGUUGCCAGUUUCAUCAUCUUUAACAAAAUUAUCUAUUUUUUUUAAUGCACAAGGUGCUUUCAGUUCCUUAAAGCUUGGAUCACGAUAAAAGCAUGCUGUUUCAUGGGUCAUAUAAAGUUUGGUUUAGAUUAAAGGAGGGGUUAAUAUGGAGCUGUUCUUUGAUGGUGAUCAGAGAGGUCUCAGCAAAAUGCAAAGCAGAUUGCAAGGCCAUCUUUAGCAAUCAGAAAGAUUGUAUGUAACUUUCCAUCAAUACAGUCUGUAGACACCUAUGUCUGUUUCAUUGAAAGUAAAGAAUUCAAAUGUAUAAA